This is a messenger RNA of Knipowitschia caucasica, 327 nucleotides long. The record is from the annotation of a GenBank genome assembly. Lineage: Eukaryota; Metazoa; Chordata; Actinopteri; Gobiiformes; Gobiidae.
AUGCGCCGUGUGGGGUUCUAUCUGAGCGACAAGAAGCGGCGGAAGAUGAACCUGGACUCGUUUUCUCAGUUCUGUGAGGGCCAUGGCAUACAAGUCAUUGAGAUAGACCUGAGUCAGGCUCUGGAGCCUCAGGGGCCGUUCGACAUCAUUAUUCACAAACUGUCUGAUGUUGUAGUGGAGGCCGAACAUGACAGCCAGUCUCAACAGCUCCUCCACCGUUUCCAGAGAGGAGGCCUGUCUCACAUCUUCAGGAAGAUUGUUCCAGAUUUUAGCAGCAUGAAUCUGAAAAGCAGCCUCCCCAUGUUUAGUUCUGACUCUGGGCACUAA